UCAGUCAGACUUCAUUAGCGUUGUCUUGACUAAGCAGAGCACACUCUUCUUCUCCUCUCGUUUACUCUGAGACAGAAAAACAAAAACAGAAUCCCCAGAGUCAUCUGAGAACCUCAUAAUACCUUCUCUGCUCUCUACUGGCCUGCUCUGAUGUCAACCUUGAGAACUUGUAGAGCCUCUAGAACUUACUCCAACACGGAUUCUGGAUUUACAGCAGUGGGGUUUUAGAAAGAGCUCUGGACUUGGAACAGGUUCUGUGAACGAUUCCUGGAAUAUGUUCUGUGGUCAGAGCAGGCUCCAGACUGGGUUCUAGAAUCAAUUCUGAAGUAACAGCAAUAUCUGGAAAUACUGCAGAUUCCAAAGGGCAGGGCAGGCUCCAGCAUGGUUUUUGGGGUCAAAGCAGCCGAUUCAGAAAAGGGUUCUGCAAUGGGACCCAUACUGGGCUCCAGGUCUACAUCAAUGCCUGGGAUGUUAACCUUGCUGCUGGCUGGUUGGUGUGUGGUGUUUGCCACUCCGGUUGGUUGCCACAGUAACUUCUCAUCUGAGCCAUCUCUAUCAGAUCUGAUGAUGUCGCACCUGCCUGAUUUCCACAGCACCGACCCACCUCUAGGACCCGUGGUAGACCAUCUUAUCCAGACAUUAGAGCAAGAGUCACAUCUGUUGCAGGAGACUGUGAACAAGCCCCCGUCCCUCCUGGAGUCUGGAUCAGGAAAGUUGAAACACGCAAGAAAGUUGAAACACAAACAUGAAAGAAAUCCUCACCUGUCUUCCUCCAACUCAUCUCUGGCAGUUCGCAAGCGCCUGGUAUUGCCCCCCAGCUGUCUUCACGAGACAUCGAUAAAAACAGCCUUUAAGUACAUCAACACGGUGCUGUCCUGCGUGAUCUUUGCUGUGGGGAUCAUUGGAAAUGCCACCCUGCUAAGGAUUAUCUACCAAAAUAAAAGCAUGAGGAAUGGCCCAAACGCUCUGAUAGCCAGCCUGGCGCUGGGAGACUUGAUAUACAUUGCCAUCGACAUACCAAUCAUCGUCUACAAGCUCCUGGCAAUGCGGUGGCCGUUUGCCGACAGCGCAUUUGGUCUGUUCCUCUGCAAACUGCUCCCCUUCCUGCAGAAGGCUUCGGUCGGCAUCACCGUCCUGAAUCUGUGUGCUCUAAGUGUGGACAGGUAUCGUGCGGUGGUGUCCUGGUCUCGGGUACAGUGCACAGGCGUUCCCACGGUAACGGCGUUGGAGAUAGUGGUGAUCUGGCUGCUGUCCAUGGGACUGGCUGUGCCGGAGGCCAUCGGCUUCAACAUGGUCAACUUCGACUACAAGAACAUUACCAUCACGACCUGCAUGCUGCAGCCCAAGACACCCUUCAUGACUUUCUACCGGGAUGCAAAGGACUGGUGGAUGUUUGGCUUCUACUUCUGCGUUCCCCUGGCCUGUUCCGCUGUUUUCUACGGCCUGAUGACCUGCGAGAUGCUCAGACACCAGAAAGGAAGUCUGAGGAUCUCACUGAGCGAACACCUCAAGCAGCGUCGAGAAGUAGCGAAGGCUGUGUUCUGCCUGGUGUUGAUCUUUGCGCUGUGCUGGUUUCCGCUGCAUCUGAGUCGCCUGCUGAAGAGGACCAUCUACAAAUCCCAUGAUGCUCACCGCUGCGACUUAUUAAAUUUCCUGCUGGUGCUAGACUACUUCAGUAUCAACAUGGCAACCAUCAAUUCCUGCAUCAAUCCCAUAAUCCUCUACUUCGUCUCCAAGAAGUUCAAGAACUGCUUCAAGUCCUGUCUGUGUUGCUGGUGUUAUUCUGGCUCUCUCUCUAACAGUAUGCUGCCUCUCAAUCACGGGACGAGUCUGCAGUACAAACACACUGACCACUGAGGGGGAGGCGGAACGUCUACGUCUCCCAUCUGCAGCGUGGCACCGUCGCCCCAGCAGCUCGACCGGACCGGACCGAAACGCGGACACCCGACACCCACACAACACGACAGGGACACACUGAUGUGUGACUCUGGGUAUAAAACCGACUAUAUCAGUCCUCUACUGUUCCAUUUUUACCUUUUCAUAACAUAUUCAUUCUGGUUGAAAUAUUAUAUUUUAGUAAAGACUCAUUAUUUUAUGCUGGUAUAUUAUAUAGUAUAUGGCCAAAAGUAUGUGGACACGUCUAUCGGCACGCUUUCUUGCGGUUUUUGGUCCGGGGCUGCUUUUCUCUGUUUGAGUCCAGCGAAGGGAAGUGUUAAUGUUGAAGCAUGCAAUGACAUUUUAGACAACGGUGUGUUUUCAACACAACAUUUUGCGCUAGAGCCUCUCCUGCUCUAACACGACAACGUAAAGACACGGUUUUCCCAGCGUGGGCGUGGAAGGACCGGACUGUCCUGCACAGAGCUCCGCCCUCAACCCCGUCCGGCGCCUUUCGGGCUGAGCUGCAACGUCGGGCCUCGUCGGCCGACAUCGGUGCUGGACCUCACUCGGGCUCCGGCGGCCGAAUGGCGGCAAGUCCCUGGCGGCCAGGUUCAGGAAUACGGCGGAAAGACCGAGGCCGGGUGAGCGGAGGCCGUUAGAUAGUGAGAGAUGUUUCACGUCCACGUACCUUUGGCCAUGUAGGGAAUUUUAUCGUUAUGUUUUAUAUAUAAAAUAUUCCACAUGCAAUUUCCGAGCAUCCCCAGGAGGCUGAAUUUGUUACACCCCACAAUUUGAAACCUCUGCCUGAAUAAAUAACACACCCAUGAUUUUGUCUGUCCUCGGAGCCUUAGCUGCUACUUGCGGGACUAAAAGAUGUUUGUGGAGGAAACACCAUCACAUGUCAGCUUGUUGAAUUAUUAAUGAGUGUUGUGCGUUUCUCACUCUCAGGUCAUCGUUUUUUAUUUGUUAUGAAAUUAUACAUUUGUAUUUAUCAAUA
This is a messenger RNA of Xiphias gladius (swordfish), 2875 nucleotides long. Its product is annotated as endothelin receptor type B-like. Lineage: Eukaryota; Metazoa; Chordata; Actinopteri; Istiophoriformes; Xiphiidae. Gene Ontology annotation, biological process: regulation of blood pressure; G protein-coupled receptor signaling pathway; vasoconstriction. The transcript has 8 exons. The record is from RefSeq and is a predicted model, not a curated record. Gene Ontology annotation, molecular function: endothelin receptor activity. Gene Ontology annotation, cellular component: membrane. Bases 382 to 1857 code for a protein of 491 amino acids.